CAUGCGGGCGCGGGCGUGACGGCGCGCGCCAGCCGCGGUCGCCUUCCCUCCCCAAGAUGGCGGCGGCCACCGGCGGCGAGGCGGUUUGUGGCGACGGCCCGGCGAGCGGCACCGGCGACGUCGGCAAGAGGGGUCACCUGGGCAUCCCCGAGGCCGUUUUCGUCGAAGAUGUGGAUUCCUUCAUGAAACAACCAGGAAAUGAAACUGCAGAUGUAGUUCUCAAGAAGCUGGAUGAACAGUAUCAAAAAUAUAAAUUUAUGGAGCUUAAUCUUGCCCAGAAGAAAAGAAGAUUAAAAAGCCAAAUUCCUGAAAUUAAACAGACAUUAGAGAUCUUAAAACACAUGCAAAAGAAAAAGGAAUCUACAGAUCUGAUGGAAACCAGAUUCUUAUUGGCAGAUAAUGUCUACUGUAAAGCAUCAGUUCCUCCUACAGAUAAAGUUUGUCUUUGGUUAGGGGCCAAUGUUAUGCUGGAAUAUGAUAUUGAUGAAGCCCAGGCACUGCUAGAAAAAAAUCUUAGCACAGCUACAAAAAACCUCGAGUCCCUAGAAGAAGAUCUGGAUUUCCUUAGAGAUCAGUUUACAACUACAGAAGUCAAUAUGGCCAGAGUUUAUAACUGGGAUGUAAAGCGAAGAAACAAGGAUGACCCUCCUAAGAACAUGGCAUAGUUCUGCUAGUUUUAAAUACGGUUUUGUUUUUUUUUCUUAUUUUUAAACUACCGUUCGGUUCAGCCUUUGAUGGACUGUGUUUAAUUUAAUCUUUUCGGUUGUUGACAUAAUGGCGAGCAUCUUUUUUUGUUUUUUUUUAAAAAAGGGCAAAUCUUAUUUGGUCCAUGCAUGCUUCAUGCAAUUGCCUUGUUGGAAAAGGAGCCACAACAGUAUGUAGUGAAGAAGCCCCUCAUCAAUCUGGGAUUUGAGUCAAGGGAAUUAGAAAGGGUCAUUUUGUAAGUCACAGAUAGUCUUUGAUGUUCAAGAUUUAUUAAGGAGGUCCACAGAAUAUAUCAUGGGGAAAAACGUACAGCUGAUGUGACAAAGUGAAUAAUACAGCGUUGUGUUUUUGGCAAAUGACCCUUUUAAUCUCACCCUCCAGACGUUCUCUGUUUAAUUCUGUUCCGGAGAAUGGCUCAUCUUGGUACUUCAAAAGAUCACAAUUAGCCUUUGAAGGAUUAAAUAAUAAAACACUGAAUCCUGUUUGUGGUCUUAGUUGGUUCUUAUAUACGUAAACAUCAAUUCCUUCCGAUUUUUCAAACGGGCAGCCAAAAUUUUUAAUACUUUGCUGCAUUUUAUUGGCAUGCUAGGCAUUCCUCCCAUUUGGUCCAGAUGUCUCAACACCUGCAAGGAUACUUGCUGCAACUUCUGGAAAAUAAAUGGUGUAUUGCAGCUCAGCCGUGUUGUCAGGUUGAAUGUUAUUCCCAUGUUACUUAUUAAGGAAGCCUUGCAAAAAUGUUGCCUUGACAUCUUUUCUUUGAAGCACACCUGAUGGCCAAAUUAGCAGUGUAACUAUCGUAACUGCUCAGGUUUCAUUUUACCAUUCAGUGCAAAUGUUAACUGGCUUCUAGUUUCAUUUAAUAAACAAUGUCUGUAAAGUUUUGUACUAUUAUUUCAUUUAUAUUAAAAUAGUGAAACUUAAAAUGUGCUAACAUUUCCAAAAUGUUUCUUGUUAAAAUAGUGCAGAAAUAGGACAAAACAGUUGCAUUAGGCAUAUACUUGAGAAAAAAUAAAGACAGGUUAAGUAAAUAACAUACAGGUAUAUUCAAGAAUGGCGCCUCAAGAUGUUACAUCCUCAAGGUUCCAAAG
Molecule: messenger RNA, 1793 nt
Organism: Notechis scutatus (mainland tiger snake)
Lineage: Eukaryota; Metazoa; Chordata; Lepidosauria; Squamata; Elapidae
Gene: VBP1
Product: VHL binding protein 1
Biological process (GO): protein folding; microtubule-based process; tubulin complex assembly
Cellular component (GO): prefoldin complex; cytoplasm
Molecular function (GO): tubulin binding
Source: RefSeq, a predicted model, not a curated record